Molecule: messenger RNA, 765 nt
Organism: Fulvia fulva
Lineage: Eukaryota; Fungi; Ascomycota; Dothideomycetes; Mycosphaerellales; Mycosphaerellaceae
Product: Putative monooxygenase
Exons: 3
Coding region: 1-765 (254 amino acids)
Molecular function (GO): nitronate monooxygenase activity
Source: RefSeq, a predicted model, not a curated record
AUGGAUGUCAUCGGCACAGCAGUGCUUUCGCCGCCUGCACUGUGUCACACCCUCUCACUUCAUUCACUUCAUCUCACAUGUCAUGCCAUUGCGGUGAAUUCGGGCCCUCGCAUUCGCACAGGCAGUGAUAUGCGGGGUGUCGACAUUAUCUGUGCUCAAGGUGGCGAAGCUGGAGGUCACACCGGCGACAUCCCAAGCAUGGUGCUUCUACCAGCGUGUGCCGACAUCUGCAAGCAGUAUACCUCACCUCUGACUGGCAAGCCUGUCACUUUGGUAGCCGCUGGCGGUAUCAACGAUGGCCGAAGUGUCGCAGCUGCGUUGAUGCUUGGUGCAAGUGGAGUAUGGGUCGGCACUAGCUUCAUCCCUUCUGUCGAGUCCAAGGCGCCAGAGAACUGGAAGAAGCAGAUAAUCGAGGCUGGCUAUGAUUCUCUGGUCAAGCUAACAAUCUGGUCCGGUCGGCCACUACGAGCAAUGAGAAAUCCUUAUCUCGAUCACUGGGACAAGUACCGGCAAGCGGAAAUCGCCGAGCUGACCUCGAAGGGUAUUGUGCCUCUAGAGUAUGAGCUCGACAAGCUGUACAAAGAGGGUACCCUUACAGAUGAGAUUGAGGAAUCAGCCGCCUUGAGACCUGCUGGCAUUGUGGUCGGCUCAGUGAAUAAGGCGAAUCAAACCGCAGCUCAGAUCGUGCGUGAAAUGGUGACCGAAGCUGCAGAGUCACUAUCGGGAGCAAAGAAUCUUGCGAACACUGCCGCAGCAAAGCUGUAG